UUUUUUUCCUCAAGACAAAGCACUUUGCUUCCACAGUCUAAUCUUCACCCCGGCAACAGGAAGAUGACGAAGCUGAGCUGGUUACCAUUUUCGACGAAGCGGCAAAAUUCGUUCCUCGUCAAGAUCGUCUCCGUGAUUUUGAUAGUGGGUCUCGCUCUCGGUCUCUUCUUCUUCCCAUCCGGCGAGAUUUCUCCGGCCGAUGCGUCGGUGACCGGUUCCCAAAUCUCGCCGCGGACCGUUGUUCUGCCCGAUAACGAGGAUCUAAUUCCUCAAGAUAUCGUGAUAGAGAAGUGUGAUCUCUUCACCGGGAAAUGGGUCCCGAAUCCAUCACAGCCGAUCUACACGAACAGCACAUGUCGUUUCAUAGACAGUCACCAGAACUGCAUCACCAAUGGCCGGCCUGACUCGGGCUUUCUCUACUGGAAAUGGAAGCCUCGUGAUUGUUCAUUGCCUGCUUUUGAUGCUCGAAGAUUUCUACAACUCAUGAGGAAUAAAUCGUGGGCUCUUAUCGGUGACUCCAUUUCGCGCAACCAUGUUGAAUCUUUGCUCUGUAUGCUCUCCACGGUUGAAGAACCCGUUGAGGUAUAUCACGACAAAGACUACAGAUCGAAACGAUGGCACUUCCCUUUGCACAACUUCACCAUAUCCAACAUCUGGUCGCCGUUCCUCGUCGAGGCAGCAAUCUUCGAAGACUUCAAUGGUGUCUCGACGGCUGCUGUCCAGCUCCAACUUGACAAACUCGACAAAACAUGGACUGAUCUCUUCCCAAGCCUAGACUACGCCAUCAUCUCCACGGGGAAAUGGUUCUUGAAAGCUGCAGUGUACCACAAGAACAGCAAUCCCGUCGGCUGUCAUAUCUGCCCAGAAAAGUCGAACCUUGAGGAACUAGGAUUCGUCUACGCCUACAACACUUCGCUCCGUCACGUUAUGGACUUCCUCGUGAAUUCUAACCGUAAAGGUAUGAUCUUUUUCCGGACAUCAACUCCGGAUCACUUCGAAGGCGGGGAAUGGCAUAACGGUGGGAUUUGUCCGAAGGCAGAACCAGUUGGGGAAGAAGACAUCAAGAUCAAGGAUAUGAACAAGAUACUUAUAGAUGUUGAGAUCGGUGAGUUCGAGAGAGCGGUUGGGGAAGUGGGUCAAAACGGCGCGAAUCUUAGGCUUUUAGAUUUCACACCGAUGUUACUGACCCGACCGGAUGGGCACCCGGGUCCGUACAGAGAGUACAGACCGUACGAGAAGGACCGGAAGGGGAAGGUACAGAAUGACUGCCUCCAUUGGUGCUUGCCUGGACCCAUUGAUUACUUGAACGAUGUGAUAAUGGAGAUUAUCGUGAAUGGCUAGACCGGGUUUCAUGUUCAAUUUGCUAAACCGGAAAAGUUGAAAACCCGGUUUGGUCCGGGAGAUUAACUUUGAUUACAUACCAGGGUCUUGUAAAUUGGUGAAUUGUAAUAGAAAUAUUUUGUAAAUCUUGGUUUAAAACUCUAUUGGCUUAUUUGAGUAUC
Tarenaya hassleriana is the source of this 1502-nucleotide messenger RNA. RefSeq names its product protein trichome birefringence-like 23. The transcript has 3 exons. Gene Ontology annotation, cellular component: Golgi apparatus. Lineage: Eukaryota; Viridiplantae; Streptophyta; Magnoliopsida; Brassicales; Cleomaceae. Gene Ontology annotation, molecular function: O-acetyltransferase activity. The record is from RefSeq and is a predicted model, not a curated record. Bases 64 to 1341 code for a protein of 425 amino acids.